AUGAAACUAGCUAUUAUCACUUUGUCUAACUUUGCGUUGUCGUACGCCUGGCAGUGGAACGAAGGGCCAUUCCAGAACCGACUUGUGGGCUCCUCGUUUGGUAUCCCCAACCAAGACGCCACGUACGAUUAUGUUGUCAUUGGUGGCGGGACGGCUGGCAGUGCCAUCGCAGCUCGUCUAGCGGAAGAUGGCACCGCAUCCGUCGCCCUCAUCGAGGCCGGCGGAUUUCCUUGGGAGGACCUUGGAAACCAGACCGAAGUCCCAGGUUACACAUGGCGAUUCGAAGCGUUUGCUAACCUUAGCGACACAAACCCCACCGUGGACUGGGAUCUUGAGACGGCGCCUCAGCAAAAUCUUGGCGGACGGUCUAUCCAUUAUACAGCGGCCAAAACAUUCGGUGGCGGGUCUAGUCUUAACGACAUGGGAUAUCACAGGGUCACGAAAGGCACAAUGAAUCUAUGGGCUGAUUUGGUGGGAGAUGAUAGCUACACAUGGUCAAAGUUUCUCCCUUUCUACAAGAAGAGCACUACGUAUACACCUAUAGACAGCGUGCCGGAUGAGAGCGUUAAUUUUGAUUACCACAAGCCGGGACCCUUGCAGGUGUCGUACCCUCCGCAUCGUCAGCCGACUAAUCCUUUUCUAUCAAGAGCCUUUGAGAAACUCGGCUUUGGGAAGAUGCUGGGCAAUAACGGCGGCCUGCUCAACGGCUACGCAUACUGGACGUAUUACCAAGACCCAGAGGCCCAUACCCGUAGCUCGGCCGCCACAGCGUACCUCGGACAGGCUUUAAAGCACAACCACGGCCAGGGGCUUCACCUAUACCCUCGUACGCAGGCUCAGAAAAUCGUGAUCGAGGGAGGCAAAACUCGUGCUGUCAUUGCUCAGACAGCGGGAUCCAACUACACUAUCACGGCCAGUAGAGAAAUCAUUCUAUCUGCCGGAUUUAUACAUUCCCCUCAGAUUCUCAUGCUGUCUGGUAUUGGUCCAGCAUCAACUCUGCGGAAACAGGGCAUUGAGGUUGUUGUAGAUCUUCCCGGCGUUGGCAGCAACUGGCAGGACCAGCCUUACGUGUUUACCCUCCUCGAGACCGAUGCCGAAACCGAUUCUGCUAUAAUUACAGAUCCCGCGCGUCUGGAGAGAGCUCGUAGGCAAUACAUCGAGUCCCGAUCCGGCCCUUUAACCAGCCCAGGCUUUGACCUUGUUGGCUGGGAGAAGUUUCCCCCUUCGUACCGCUCUCGACUCAGCCCGCAAGCACUUGCCCUGCUCGACUCCUUUCCGUCCGAUUGGCCCGACGUCGAGUUCAUUGGUGCCGGUCUGGCGGCUGGCAACCCGGCAGAUCCGACGAACAACCGUCUUUUCGCUCUCGUGGCGGGCCUGCUGGUGCACGACUCCGUCGGAAACAUAAGCCUCACAAGCGGGGACAUCCGUGACCCUCCGGUGCUGAACAUGAAUCUUCUCACCACAACGACCGACAGGGAACUGGCGGUGGCAGCCGUUCGGCGCGUUCUACAGUUGGCAGACUCUACUGGCAUCGUGACCAACAAGCUUAACCCCACGGAUGCUCUCAUCGGAUCCGAUAUCCAGCUUCUCGAGUGGAUCAACGAAAAUGUCGUGUUCGGGUACCAUGGAAGCUCUACUUGUAAAAUGGGAAAACAAGGUGAUCGCUCAGCUGUGGUAGACAGUAAGGCUCGAGUGUAUGGCCUCGAAGGCCUCCGUGUUGUCGAUGCUAGUGUUCUGCCGUUUUGUGUACCGGGGCAUCCGAGUGCCACUAUAUUUGCUUUGGCCGAAAAGAUUGCGCGCGAUAUCCAUUGCUCGUACCAGAUAUGCUCAGUGACGGGUGGCGGUGAUCAUGAUGAACUAUAA
Molecule: messenger RNA, 1863 nt
Organism: Truncatella angustata
Lineage: Eukaryota; Fungi; Ascomycota; Sordariomycetes; Amphisphaeriales; Sporocadaceae
Exons: 6
Coding region: 1-1863 (620 amino acids)
Biological process (GO): secondary metabolite biosynthetic process
Molecular function (GO): flavin adenine dinucleotide binding; oxidoreductase activity, acting on CH-OH group of donors
Source: RefSeq, a predicted model, not a curated record